This is a messenger RNA of Mercenaria mercenaria, 2970 nucleotides long. RefSeq names its product alpha-2A adrenergic receptor-like. Bases 349 to 1632 code for a protein of 427 amino acids. The transcript has a single exon. Gene Ontology annotation, molecular function: neuropeptide receptor activity. The record is from RefSeq and is a predicted model, not a curated record. Gene Ontology annotation, biological process: neuropeptide signaling pathway. Lineage: Eukaryota; Metazoa; Mollusca; Bivalvia; Venerida; Veneridae. Gene Ontology annotation, cellular component: membrane.
AUGCGCAUUUAUUUACUUACUUUCCGCUGUGAAGUGUAAACGAUGAUCGAAAUCAGUUUAAAUACUUGCUUGAAGAAAUACAUCAGAGAUAUAAGGUUGAAACAAACACUUUGUCUAAUAUUUUUCAAGUGAAAAAAAUAUGCAUAACAAUUUAAAGAAAAUGCAAUUGAAAACACGGAUUUGUGAUGAAAGGGAAAUAUUUACAAAGCAAUAAAUGCCUGUGGACAAAUCAGUUAUUAAAGCGGCAUAAUAAAGCAUGCUAGAAAAUAAAUGACUAUUAUUUACAUUUACAGUUUUUGAUAUUCAUCUAAUUGAUUAUUUUGAAAAAAAAAAGUGAAGGGUGAAAACAUGGAGAGUGAGGAAGAUAUCAACAUACGUUAUGCGAAUGCACUGUUGCCGCUGACGAUAACGCUUGGAGUAUUUACGUUAGUGGGCGUGGUUGGAAAUAUAAUAGUUCUCCUGGUAUUCGGUCUUGGUCGAGCUUACAGGCAUAAUAACUUUAGAGUGUUUGUUGUAUGCUUAGGAAUCAUUGACUUACUGACCAGUGCCUUCCUCAUACCGGCUGAAAUGGUGAAGCACCGCAAUUAUUUUUCGUUUGAAAAUUUGGCCAUGUGCAAAGUAAAGUGUCUAUUCAACGUAUGGGCUGGAUGCGCGGCAGCGUUAUCACUGUUGAUCAUAUCUAUAGACAGGUAUAGAAAAGUCUGCCAACCAUUCAAGAAACAAAUCACACCAAGACUGGCCUUUCAGCUUUGCGUUUUCCUGUCUUUUUUCUUGUCUGUAAUUCUAUCCAUUCCCGGUGCGGUCAUGUGUGGAAUAAAAGAGACAAAUAUGACAACUAUCCAUGGAAACAUUACUACCGUAUUUCUCUGUGAAACAGAAGAGAAAUAUAAAGAACAUAUCAUGAGAACGAUCUAUAAAUUUUCUUUUAUGCUUCUGUUACUUGGUGUGUCAGGUUCAUGCAUCGUUAUGUACAUUUUAAUCGGUAGACAAAUAGCCAGACAUUGGGGGUCAGUGCCAGUCAAUUUCCGUAAAGAUUCCGGAAGGGAAAAUUCCGAAUUUUCAUCGGAAACCUUUGGAAGACUUCGGGUGAACACAAACGGAAAGUCAGUCGAAACGUUGUCAAGUAAUGCCGAUGGCCAAGAUCAGAUCAAUCUACCUCUAAGCCCGAUUGUCAAAGAAGGACCGCCUAAAGAAAAGCGACCACCACUUGUAAAACAGAGCAGCAGCUUUGAAACCGAUCCGCAAAAAACAAAGAAAAAACUCAUCAAGCAACUAAGCUCAGCAAGCAUUAGUAGCGGAAACAGGAAAGGUGAAGACGCAUGCGCACGGAGGAGUAAGAUGAGUCGGCAAGCUUCCGGUUUUGGCCUACGUCGCUUCCCGUACAAAACCCUGAUAUGGUUUAUACUAACUCUAGUUUUUAUCAUCACGUAUAUAGUAUAUCUGGCUUUGGCUACACAAGUUCCAAAGAUACCGACAAUGACUUCGUCGUCUUUCGCACUUUUUCAAUCGUUUUAUAGACUUUAUUUCAUCAACAACAUUAUCAAUCCGAUAGUGUACGCCAUUCUUGAUAAGAAUUUUCGUACUGCUUUUAAAAAGUUGAAAACUAAUUUGAAAGACAGGUUUACGCGUUAAAGACAAUAAACAUGAGUUGAGUUUCUUGAGCUGACUUUUACGCGCUGAUGUUAGAAUUAAAAAUGAUUCCUCUUGGCGGCGACAGGGUAGUGCAUUACAUUUGAGUAAAUGGGAAUAUUCUGUAAAAAAACUGAUGUUACAAACUAAGCUGACAACGAAAAUGUUCCAGGUGACGAUUUUUGUAAAAUCUAUAUUUUGAAAAAUCGAACUAAUAGAUUUAACAAAAGGUAUUGUUAUACGUGACCUGCUAAGUUACAUUUUACAAGAUGGUCAGUUGUGUAUUUUCUUGGAGCUCAGACUCAUCUGUAAGCUCGAAGAAUACACGAUGAAACAAUGUAAAAAAUAACUGGACCAUGAGAAAACCUGUACUACUGUAGUGGCUUGGUGUAGUAAUAAUAUUUGCACAAUAAAUAGUUUAAAAUAAUGGAAAACUGUUUUCCAAAUGUUCAUGCGGAAACUAGAAAUAAGUAUAUUGUAAUUCAAUUAUCUAAGGUAAAUAUUUCACAAAUAAAUGUUAUUUGUAAUGUUAAGGCAACCAAAUUCCAAAGCACCCAUGCACCAUUAGAAUAAAAAGCUGAAUAGAUAAAAAAAAAAGAUCAUCGACGAAACCAAAAAACACAUGGUUAGGUUAUUUUCAGUAAAUCAUUUUAAACUGAGUAUGAAUUGUUUAGAUAGUGGUACGCAUAAACUCGCAUAAAUGACACAUAAAACACACGCCAUGCACGAUAACUUCAUACUGCCUCGUAAAUGACGUUUCUAAAUAUCUUCGGUGACUGACUUAAAAUCAUUGUAAUCUUUGGGAACAUGAAGUCCAUUCAAUAUCUAUGUAAUAGAAUUCCGCAUAAGCCGGUGCUAGGGGUCGUGGGAGGUGUUACACUUUCCAUUACCUCUCAUGAACAGACUCAAUCAAACCGAGUCUGCUAUUACUUUUGCUUGGUUGCAUUCUGUGCUGCCAAAGGAUAUUUUUAAAUAUUUUAUUGAAAUAGUGAAGAUAAUUUCGUCAAAUUUUCAGAUCUGAAAGGCAACAGAAUGUUCUUCAUGAGUAUUUCUACUUUUCUUAAUUUUUCUUCUCAGUAAUACAGGUUUUGUCACGGAACGGUCCAUGUACAUUUGUAUAAAUAUAAAUAUCGCUUUAACCUUAGUGUUUGUUUUGUAAUUUUGUCAAGAUGGUUUUGUUCACAAUACAAAAUGUACAUGUAUAUUCAACAAAUUUACCAGUUCUAUAUUAUGUUUAGCUGAUAAAGUUUUAAUACACCCAAGUCAUUCAUAGAGCUUUGUAGUUGCCAACAUAAUUACUACAGUAGAAGAAUAUAUUCACCGACGGACCACUGUGCUGUA